This is a messenger RNA of Ananas comosus (pineapple), 1298 nucleotides long. Its product is annotated as putative quinone-oxidoreductase homolog, chloroplastic. The coding region runs from base 139 to 1125 and encodes 328 amino acids. Gene Ontology annotation, molecular function: oxidoreductase activity. The transcript is spliced from 4 exons. The record is from RefSeq and is a predicted model, not a curated record. Lineage: Eukaryota; Viridiplantae; Streptophyta; Magnoliopsida; Poales; Bromeliaceae.
GGACGCUUCCUCCGCUCGAUUCAUUCGUCGAUCUUGCUGUCGCUAUAAUUACGUAAUUGCCCUUCUUCCUUAUCCUCCUCCUCCGCCUCCUUUAAUUUUCGUGCUCCGAUCCUUCUCACCCGCACCUCGACCUCGCCCAUGGCGGGAGCCACCAUGCGCGCCGUCCAAUACCACGGCUACGGCGGCGGCGCCGCCGCUCUCAAGCAUGUUGAGAUUCCAGUUCCUUCACCAAAGAAAGAUGAAGUGCUCUUGAAAGUGGAAGCUGCAAGCAUCAACCCAGUUGACUGGAAAAUCCAGAAAGGAAUGCUACGGCCUUUCUUGCCUCCGAAGUUUCCAUUCAUACCAGUUACUGAUGUUGCUGGAGAGAUUGUUAAUGUCGGUUCGGGAGUGACUUCUUUCAAGCCAGGCGACAAAGUCUUGUCUCUGCUUGCAUUCGGGCAAGGAGGCGGCCUCGCCGAGUAUGCCGUGGCCCCAACCAGCCAGACGGUUGAGCGGCCGCCCGAAGUCUCUGCAGCCGAGGCCGCGGGCCUCCCCAUCGCCGCCACAACUGCACUGCAAUCGCUCAAGCGCGGCGGAGCCAAAUUCGACGGCACUGGUAAUCCGGCAAAUGUCCUGAUCACCGCUGCAUCAGGCGGCGUCGGUCUCUAUGCUGUCCAGCUAGCGAAACUCGCCAACCUCCACGUCACCGCCACCUGCGGUGCCCGCAACAUAGAGCUUGUGAAAAGCCUGGGGGCCGAUGAGGUCCUCGAUUAUAAAACCCCCGAGGGCGCGAGCCUGAAGAGCCCUUCUGGUAAGAAAUAUGACUGCGUCGUGCAUUGUGCAGUCGGGAUCGGUUGGUCUACAUUCGAACCGAACUUAAGCCCUAACGGGAACGUCAUCGACAUCACGCCAAACUUCUCGGCUAUACUGAAUUCUGCCAUCAAGAAGCUGACCUUUUCCAAGAAGCAGUUAGUGCCGCUGUUGGCGAUUCCCAAAAAGGAGGAUUUGAAGUAUCUGGUUGAGUUGGUGAAGGAAGGGAAGCUGAAGACGGUGAUCGAUUCGAAGUAUCCGCUAAGCAAGGCGGAGGAAGCUUGGGCGAAGAGCAUAGAGGGCCAUGCGACUGGUAAGAUCAUUGUCGAGAUGUGAGAAGUCGAUCGAUUUAAGAUCUGAGACUAUUGAUUUGUAGAUAAUAAUAUAAGUCGACAGCAAAAAUUGAGUCUCGUGGUGUUAUAUGUAAAGAGUUGAUGAAACAGAGGCUUUAACUUGCUACUCAGUAAAUAUAUUAUAUGAAAGUAUGCGAAUGCUUUUGAUUUUUUGUA